Bicyclus anynana (squinting bush brown) is the source of this 1597-nucleotide messenger RNA. Its product is annotated as activated Cdc42 kinase-like. The transcript has 11 exons. The record is from RefSeq and is a predicted model, not a curated record. Bases 179 to 1597 code for a protein of 472 amino acids. NCBI's taxonomy places the organism in Eukaryota, Metazoa, Arthropoda, Insecta, Lepidoptera, Nymphalidae.
AUUCGGCUAAGUUCAAGUAUACUAUUCAUUUGCAAGUUUAAUGUAUUUGUAAUUAGUACUCAUUAAUUUGGGCUCUUUCAAACGUUUUUCGGGGCUAUAGGUGAGGAGUAAGCAGACAGAAAUCGAAGCGGCAUUGAGGGCACACACAUUGAGCAAAAAGAAAGGCUUUUCUGGAACAAUGAAACCAAUGUCGGCACAAGACGAGAAGACGUUGGACACCGCAGUCGCUCUAGCUAACGAAAUUACAUCCAAAUCCAUGAAUGAUUUGGAAAACGAGCAGAAGCCAGUGACCGCGCCGUGUGAACGCUCCAAGUUCCCGUUCAAGUUUCCACUGGUUGCUUCACUGCACCAUGCAACACACCAAGAUGCUGAUAAGGAGGCUGAUAAAGCUGAACGUCGCACAUUUAGUGAGGAAGCUAAAAGCGUUCCCGACAUACAGGCUAGCUUAACAAGAGAAAGUAAGAAGGCGUACGAGUGUUUGAUUGAGAAACCCACCCCAGCUUCUCUGAUCUCGCAAAUAAACGAAGACAUGCCAAAUGAUUCCCCACCACCAAAGACCGGCACUGGCGCCACGCCAAAAAUGACCAACAAAAUAUCGACUAUACCGAAGCCUGCGCCGCGACAACCGUCUGGACAGUUCCACUCUCUGCAGAAACAAAUACCGUACCAAACCAGGAGCAUCGCUACAGAACUAUCUGACGCUCUUUCUAAGAGCGAUGUGGACAAUGUGAACGUGAUUCCACUACCGCCUCGCGGAAGUAAACCAAAACUGGUCGACAAACCGAGACACUUCAGGAAAUAUCCACUAAAACUACCGACCGAAACUGUCGAGAGACCUCUUCCUCAAACGCCCCCUCAAGUCAAACCACCACCGGUCAUCUACCAGAACACCCUUAGAAGUGCCAUACCAUUCAAUAAGGUCGAAGUACACUCACCGGAACGACGAGCAGCGAUCUCCCUUGAUGUCAGUGCCGCUAGUAUGGGCGCCAUACAUGGUCUCGUCAAAGUACCAGCUUUCGCUACUACUACUACUAAUCCAUUUACGAAUACCCCUGAAAGUAUUCCUAGCACUAGUUCUGUGAACCCAUUCAUACAUUAUAUCGAAGAUGAUACGUUUGAACAAUUCUAUGAUGACGAUUCAGAAGACGAAGUCAGUGUUCAAAAAGAUUUUGAACGGGUGUCAUUGACUAAAGAUCACGUGUCAGUUGAAGAUUUACUCGAGUUCGCCGACCAAAAACCGUCUGCAAGGCAGCGCGGAGUUGAGUCCGACGAAGUAAGAAUUAUGAACAAAGUGCUCAAGAAACAGGUUACACCCGAAGAUUGUCUCGAAGCAUUGGAAUUCAGCGCGUGGAAUGUUCAUAUAGCAAUAAAAUUGCUGAAGGUCAAGAUCUCGGUAGGCGAAGCUGCCCUUGUUACAUUGGAGGACUGUAGUCGCGAGCUGGAUAUAGCCGAUGGCGACAUAGUAAAGGCAUCCGCUGUACUGACAUUGUGUAAUAAAAAUACUGAUGAGUAUUUUGCUGUUUUAUUUGUAACUAGUAUUUGUUCAAAGCUAGGCGAGCUGGCAACGUCGCACGCUACGUCGACUCCUGGCGACUAA